AUGGCCGCAUCCAGCGGGAAGACGAGGAUAGCAGACUUAGCCACGUUGAGCGACAGAUGGACAGAAUCUAACCACGUGGACAAGGUGUUCAUAUGCGUUUGCAGCUUCGCAUACAGCUCUGGCAAAGAUGGUGCCGAAGCGAAGAACGCGAUGUCGUCGGCAUACGUCAUGGUGAGGACGUCAGGGUCAGAAGGGAGAGAGCUCAUGAGAAUGUUAAACACUUUCAUAGCCGGUCUUCGAGAUCAGCGCAUUCGGGCGAAGCUGGUACUGGAGAAAAACCUUACCGUUGACAUAGCACUACGACUUGCCGAAAGCAGCCUAGCAGCUGAAGCUGGAUCUCGUGACCUGGACAUCUCAUUCGCUGGAAACGUUGGAAAGGUUUUUCUACCACCAAAACAGAAUACAGUUAAGUGCUUUCGUUGUGGGAACCACAACCAUGACGCUGGUAACUGUCGGUUCCGCAAUGAGUCGUGUCACGAAUGUGGCAAGCGAGGGCACAUCGCCAGUAUGUGCCAUCAAAGAGGGCGUACAUCGCAGAAGCCAAGGAACAAAUCUGCUUCAGCGAGAAAAGUCCAAUCUGUCACGAUCUCCAAUGUCUUCUCCGUGGACGAGAAUGACGGAAGAUUCAUUACAUGCCGGAUAUCGGGCUACAAGGUUUCUCUUCAGGUCGAUACAGGGUCCAAAGCAACGCUGUUGAACAAAGCGACUUGGGAAAUGCUAGGUAUGCCAGAACUUCUGCCAGUGCAGCACCGCCUGCAGUGCUUCGAUGAAAAACCGAUCAACGUCUUUGGAAGAGCACAACUGGAUGUCUGCUGGAAGGAACACAGUUUUAAGUUGGAAGCAAUUUUCACGGAAGCUAAUGCGAUCAACAUCAUGGGCAGAACUUGGAUAUCCGCUCUUCUGCUCGACUUGAACAAGCUGUUCGUUUGCGUCACGGAAAGUUCCCCGGUCUUGGGAAGUAGCCUCCAAGAACUGGUGACGAAGUACCCAGCUGUAUUCCGAGACGGUCUUGGAAGAUGUACAAAAACGAAAGUUCAGAGCUCAAACCUGACAGCCAGCCCAAGUUCUUCAAAGCACGACCAAUACCAUUCUCUAUCCGUACGGCUGUAG
Messenger RNA from Ornithodoros turicata, 1110 nucleotides. RefSeq lists its product as uncharacterized. The record is from RefSeq and is a predicted model, not a curated record. Gene Ontology annotation, molecular function: nucleic acid binding; zinc ion binding. Lineage: Eukaryota; Metazoa; Arthropoda; Arachnida; Ixodida; Argasidae. The transcript has 2 exons. The coding region runs from base 1 to 1110 and encodes 369 amino acids.